GAAAAUUGAACCCAAUUAGAAUUUAAGAACCGCGCCAAAACCUGGUGCCUGAAGGUGCUUAACUAAAGCAACCGCUUAUUAUCUAAUCCAGGAAUAAUUGCAGUGUUCUUCCAUCAGUUCUCAUGGAUAUCAGAUCAGUACUUCCGUCAUUCUGUCAAUGAAUUGGGGUGGAAAAAUUGUUCUGGAGAUUGACUGUUGACGUUGAAAGACUGAACUCGAAGGGGAGGGUUUCGCUAAGGCAAAGAUGUACGGGAGAAGGGCAUCUCAACUAUUGAAGGAAAACUCCUGCAACGAAACAGGGCAAUUCACGGCUUUCAAUGCUGAUAUGUUUGGUGAAGUACUUAAAGAAUGUAAUACGCACCACCUCGAGCUUCAGUCACUGAUGAGGAAAAUCCAGGAAGAGGGGUUGGACAUGCAAACAACUAGAAAUCCUGACCACUUUGGUGCUGUCAUCCACCAUCUGUCUUUAAUGCGCAAUAAACGUUGCCUAAUGGCAUAUGUCUAUAACCGAGCUGAAGUCAUUCAGAGCUUGAGGUGGAAGGUGGGGCCAGUACUCCCCCAAGAAAUUCAAGGAAAGCUGAACCAGUCUGAGAAAGAGUAUUUCAAGAAUCACUCUUCUGCUCUAGAGGCAUACAUGUCAGAACUAGAUCUGGAUUUGACUGUGGAUAUGGUGCCACCCAAGGAUCCCUAUAUUCGCAUCAGGGUGCUUGAUGAUAUUGGUGAUGAGGUGGUGCUUGAUGAUCAGUCACACAAUUUUGUUCGCCACUCUAUACACUUGCUUAAGAGAACAGAUGCUGAGCAGUACAUCUCACAGGGCUUGAUGGAGGAGCUAUCAGGUUGAAAGAACGUCUUUUGGAUCUUAGGGUGACAUUUGAGGAGUCCAUACAACACCCAUUGAGUAUAAUGGGGAGGAAAAUCAAUGUGUUACAGCAGUUGUCUUAUGAAGGUACCCACGUGAAACCAGGAAACUUUCGGAAACUUUUAAGAAUUCAAGUGGGAUUAAUGCAAGCAUGACUUUGGAGGUCGCCAUCAUAGAGUAAAAUAUUAUUUGAUUUGGCCUUAGCAGUUAACCGUGUUGAUUGACACCUCACUUAAGUUCUAAUUGCAGUCUGUUGACUGGACAGAGGUUGGUCUAAUAUUUUUGAGGUUUAGAUUAAUUUCGAGUUUUAUCACAUGAAAAGUACAUGUGAACAAAACAAAGCUUGUAGAGAAGUAUGGCUGAUGUCCUUCCGUUUUUUUCCAUACCAGAAAAUUCCCCUUUUGGCUUCUUUGCAA
This is a messenger RNA of Macadamia integrifolia, 1275 nucleotides long. RefSeq names its product DNA replication complex GINS protein PSF1-like. The record is from RefSeq and is a predicted model, not a curated record. Lineage: Eukaryota; Viridiplantae; Streptophyta; Magnoliopsida; Proteales; Proteaceae. Gene Ontology annotation, cellular component: GINS complex. The transcript has 7 exons. The coding region runs from base 245 to 841 and encodes 198 amino acids. Gene Ontology annotation, biological process: DNA strand elongation involved in mitotic DNA replication; DNA replication.